AUUGCUAUUACAAAUCGACAUGUGUAUGUGAUGUUAAUGUGUAGGUUUCCAUCAGAAAUAGAAGAUAUUUAUUUUUGACAAUAAAAUUAAUUUAAAAAUUACAUAGAUUAAAUAAAAGUAAUUCAGACAAUUUUUAUGGCUUUCAAGGGCGAAUACAUCAACAAAGAAACUUUGAAAUGUUUAUAUAAAGUCGAAGAUAAAAGAAAUGAUUAGGCGUACUAUUUUUGACAGAACACGUAUGUAGGGGUCCUGUAACAUUUGUCAAAUAUAGGUUAGACUCCAUUUUUCCACGUAAAGUAGGAUUACUGAAUAUUGUCGUUUGUAUAUAUACGAUGCCGAUCGAUCAGAAGCGAAUCAACGGGCCAGAAACUUCUGUGCCAUAUGAAAUUUAUAUUCCAUCCGAAGCAAAAGACAGUGGAAUGCAAUCUAACAUUCCGAAAAGACACGGUCGCUCACAUAAUGAGCUUAGAAAUAUAUUUUUGAAAACAGGUAUAAUUAGUCAAGCUAAAGGUUCUGCUUAUAUCGAAAUGGGCGACACCAAGGUCAUUUGCUCAGUAUUUGAUCCUAGAGAAGUGCACAAUAAGACUGGUUACUGCGUCAAAGGGGAAUUAUUUUGUGAAUUCAAAUUUGCACCUUUCUCUCAUCGCAAACGGAAACUACAUCAGCAAGAUGCCGAAGAAAAAGAGUAUAGUUUGAUACUACAAAGAGCUUUAGAGCCAGCAGUGUGUCUGCAAGAGUUUCCUAAUUUCCAAGUCGAUGUCUAUGCAAUAGUUCUUGACAAUGGAGGUUCUGCGUUGGCUGCAGCAAUCAUGGCAGCUAGUUUAGCUUUAGCAAAUGCGGGUGUACCAAUGUUUGGCUUGGUCACUGCAUCUACUGUUGCUAUAUAUGAUAAGGAGUAUUUUGUGGAUCCAACAGAUACAGAAGAGACAUUUUGUUGCGCUAAAUCUGUAUCAAAUAUAACUCAGGAGCAUGGAAUUAUAGUACAAGCCACUCUUCCACAGCACGGUCAGAUAUCUGAAAUGUAUAUGAUGGGAAGCAUCGAGACAAAUACUAUAGCGCAUUUGAUGGACAUUUUAAAUGAAACUCAUAAGAGCAUAUGCCCCUUAAUGGAGCAAUGUCUGGUAAAAACUGUGUUCAAAACAUUUCAUCCAAAUGAUAAAAGGAUAGAUAAGAAAUAAAAAAUAUAUAUUUAUUUAGUAUCUUAUUAA
Molecule: messenger RNA, 1208 nt
Organism: Linepithema humile (Argentine ant)
Lineage: Eukaryota; Metazoa; Arthropoda; Insecta; Hymenoptera; Formicidae
Product: exosome complex exonuclease Mtr3
Biological process (GO): U4 snRNA 3'-end processing; nuclear mRNA surveillance; rRNA catabolic process
Cellular component (GO): nuclear exosome (RNase complex); nucleolus; cytoplasmic exosome (RNase complex)
Source: RefSeq, a predicted model, not a curated record